Molecule: messenger RNA, 1201 nt
Organism: Megalops cyprinoides (Indo-Pacific tarpon)
Lineage: Eukaryota; Metazoa; Chordata; Actinopteri; Elopiformes; Megalopidae
Product: FAST kinase domain-containing protein 3, mitochondrial-like
Exons: 6
Coding region: 1-984 (327 amino acids)
Biological process (GO): mitochondrial RNA processing; regulation of mitochondrial mRNA stability
Cellular component (GO): mitochondrial matrix; ribonucleoprotein granule
Molecular function (GO): RNA binding
Source: RefSeq, a predicted model, not a curated record
AUGGGUUCCUUUCGCGAUGAAGAGCUCAUCAAAGUUCUGCGCGCUUUCAGCUACUUUGGGCAAUACGAUGCGGACUUCUUGGCUGCUUUGGAGAAACAAAUGCCCAGCAGAGUUCCUACCGCGGAUCCGGAGCUGACGAGUACUGUGACGGAGUAUUGCCUCGAAGCAACGUGUCGCUCCGAGCCCAUACUGGAAACUGUUGCUGAAAGCUUUAUCGAUAAUGCAGAGAAGUACAGCACGCAUCAGAUUGCGCGGCAGGUCGUAGCACUGGGACGGCUUAACUACCUGCCGAACUGCUCCGCUCAGCUCUUCAAGAAACUGGAGGCCGUGCUGGAGACACGGUUCGCCCAGUUUCAGCCCGGUGACCUGCUGGACGUGCUUCACUCUUGCAUACACCUUGAAAGGUUUCCACUCAACUUUGUGUCCAAAGUCUUCAGCCACUACUUCCUCCAGAGUCUUGAAGUAGCGGGCAAUGGUCUGGACAAGCACGUCAUGGGUCAGCUGACUCAGCUCAGUCUAUCCACCACACUAGAGUGCUCCACCUACCAGGGUCCACGGCUCCCCUACCACUAUAAAGUGAAGAAAUUCUCUUCCUCGGAUAACUUCUUCGAAAACCCCAUCGACCCCUACCUCUUCAGCAAGGUCAAGGGCCCCCUGAUACAACUGCUGGGAGGAAAGAACUUCAGUACCAGGGUCUUCACACAGAAUGGAUACACUAUAGAUGUGGAGAUCACCCUGGAUGAGGAAGGCCUAGUCCUCCCCCUGUCUCAGUGGGAAAACACGUACAGAAGAAUUGCCCUAUGUCUAGACGCAGAGGACCGGUUUUGCAACAACUCGCACCACCUCCUGGGAAAGGAAGUGACGAAGAGACGACACCUCCAACGGCUGGGCUACAGAGUGGUGCAGAUCCCUCACUUUGAAUUUGAUAAGCUGAGAAGUCAGGAGGCGAGAGUGCAGUACCUCCACCGGAAGAUAUUCCCCUAAGUCCUCAGGUGUAAUUGGUGACACCUUCGACAGAAUGACAGAAAGCGGGACACUGAAUGCAGACUAAACAAAGAUAACUGUACAGAGGAUAUGUCUGUCUGCACGCCCAAUGAAAUCAAAAAUGCCAGCAACUGGAGCAAUGUCAUAAGGGGCAUUUGGGUGCUCUUAGUUCAGAUGCAUUGUUAACUACCCAAUUAGUGUUUUAUAAAGUCCUUGU